Necator americanus (New World hookworm) is the source of this 1044-nucleotide messenger RNA. RefSeq lists its product as uncharacterized. The transcript has a single exon. The record is from RefSeq and is a predicted model, not a curated record. Lineage: Eukaryota; Metazoa; Nematoda; Chromadorea; Rhabditida; Ancylostomatidae. Bases 1 to 1044 code for a protein of 347 amino acids.
AUGACGAAGCCUCAACACAACGCAACCUUCUCACGCAUGAACAAAAUCGAUGUCUGGGGAUAUUUUGAGGCCGAGGGAAAAAUAUUUAUUAUGACGAAGCCUCAACACGACGCUACCUUCUCACGCGUGAACAAAAUCGAUGACUGGGGAUCUUUGGAGGCCGAGGGAAAAAUAUUCAUAAUGACGAAGCUUCAACACAACGAUACCUUCUCACGCAUGAACAAAAUCGAUGACUGGGGAUCUUUGGAGGCCGAGGGAAAAAUAUUCAUAAUGACGAAGCCUCAACACGACGCUACCUUCUCACGCAUGAACAAAAUCGAUGGCUGGGGAUCUUUGGAGGCCGAGGGAAAAAUAUUCAUAAUGACGAAGCCUCAACACAACGCAACCUUCUCACGCAUGAACAAAAUCGAUGACUGGGGAUCUCUGGAGGCAGAGGGAAAAAUAUUCAUAAUGACGAAGCUUCAACACAACGAUACCUUCUCACGCAUGAUCAAAAUCGAUGACUGGGGAUAUUUGGAGGCCGAGGGAAAAAUAUUCAUAAUGACGAAGCCUCAACACAACGCAACCUUCUCACGCGUGAACAAAAUCGAUGACUGGGGAUCUUUGGAGGCCGAGGGAAAAAUAUUCAUAAUGACGAAGCCUCAACACGACGCUUCCCCCUCAAUCGCCCCCAAAAUCGAUGACUGGGGAUCUUUGGAGGCCGAGGGAAAAAUAUUCAUAAUGAUGAAGCCUCAACACGACGCUUCCCCCUCAAUCGCCCCCAAAAUCGAUGACUGGGGAUCUUUGGAGGCCGAGGGAAAAAUAUUCAUAAUGAUAAAGCCUCAACACGACGCUACCUUCUCACGCGUGAACAAAAUCGAUGACUGGGGAUCUUUGGAGGCCGAGGGAAAAAUAUUCAUAAUGACGAAGCCUCAACACGACGCUACCUUCUCACGCAUGAACAAAAUCGAUGACUGGGGAUCUUUGGAGGCCGAGGGAAAAAUAUUAAUAAUGAUGAAGCCUCAACACGACGCUACCUUCUCCUCGCAUGCCCAAAAUCGAUGA